Ornithodoros turicata is the source of this 1705-nucleotide messenger RNA. RefSeq lists its product as uncharacterized. The coding region runs from base 159 to 1235 and encodes 358 amino acids. Lineage: Eukaryota; Metazoa; Arthropoda; Arachnida; Ixodida; Argasidae. The record is from RefSeq and is a predicted model, not a curated record. The transcript has 12 exons.
UCACCGCACCGUCUGAUCUGAGCCAUCCAAGCCAAGUCAAGCCAUUGCUUUGUUGUGGAUGGCGGCUGCGCUUGUGUUGUGGAAGUGCGCUUCAUGAGUGAAGGAGGUUCUAUUUCUGUAUAAAAAAAACUGCGUUGGAAGCUAUAUCGUCUGUCGAUAUGCAAUAUUCCCUCGUUGAGUUCAUCAAAACCAAGGAAAUUGAGGUCGUCCCGUGCUCUUGGGUCCGCGGGAGCAAGUGUCUCUGGCCGAACCGACCGUCAAGUAAGGUGGCGCAAAUGGCGAAGAAGGGGUAUCCUCCUGGAACAGACUGCACGGAAUACACUGUGCGCGUGAAAGGCAUAUUUGUCUCAUACCACGCUGCGAGGUUGAAGCUUCCACUGUUCGAGAUGACAUCCGACAUCAAUUCAGAUGUUCCAGCAAAAAGAAAGAGAAUUGCUAAAGUGAUUGAAAGCGAAGAUGAGGACUUCCCGCCUGUGCCACCAACCUUUCUUCAUACUAAUCAAGAUCCCACAAGAAGGCAAGCUCAGCAUGCAUCAUCAGCAACUCGUGCAUCAAAUGACACGGAAGAACAAUCUUCCUUUCGGUCACAAGUGUCUGACGCCUCCAGUGACACGGGAAUGCCAGCCUCCUGUUCUGGGUCCUUCGCAGCUCCAUCGCCACUUAGUGCUGCAGAUACUGACGACAUAUCUACUUUGCGAAGCGAGAAUGUGCUGUGCCCUUCCCGGAGUGCCGAAGAAAGACCAAUGCCCUUACGUGAAUUCCAACGUCAAGUGCUCCGCAUGCUUAACAUAAUUAGGUUGAACCAGCAAGAACAAGGUGACCUCCUCUCAGGCUUUCUAUGCUCAAGGCCGGAUACGCUUGUCACAGAAGAGACCCUUAUUUUUCCUGAGCCACUUGACACUGUCGAGCAGUUGGAAGAAUUCGAGAGUGGCCUCACACCUGAGACUGAGAAAAAGCUGGUGAUUGAACUAGCACGACUUGGUGGAAGCUCCAGCAAAAUGGCUGUUAAGCGUAUGCUACACCACUUGCUCACGAACAACUUGGGAAUGCUCUACAGCUGGCUUGGAAACAAGGGAAAAGAAAGAUUCAAGGACCUUAAGAUUGUCAACAUUAUGUUGCGUGCAGUCAGGCAAAUCAAACGGCUGGAAAAAACCACAGAGUUCGAUGUGGAGACGGAGGUGAAAUCCUGGCUUCGUCAUGCAAAAGACCGCCAGAGUCGGCUGCAAAAAGUGUGAACUUCGUGGUCCCUUCGUAGUUGAGAAACAGUCCCAGGUAAAGCCGUGCUGUAUUGGAACGUCACUUCCCAUCUGUUACAUUGCCGUAGGAAGCAUUGCAAUUGGUGCCAUCAGUUCUACCACUCGUGGAAACCAUUCGAUGUCACAAGAUGAGAGCAGGACUCUGAUGUCAUGGAUGGGUGCCAUCCUUCCAGUUUCAUCACAUCUAAUGCUACUACCGGUGCCUUCAUUUACCGAGUGUGCUGUGCUCGCCACUGCCAAAGGAUUUGUAGUUUAUAUGGCUUUGCCUUGAUCAGCUCCCAACUGAUGUGUGACUGUUGAAGUAGUGGAGCGUCAGUCAAUCGUCACUUUUGGGUGGACAUUGAACUUGAAUAGGGAGAGUGUAGGCUGACUGAUUUCAGCAAUUACUUUAUUACAGUGGACAAAUAACUCACUUUUUUAUAUUUUGUAGUUAUAUGGGCUCAGUUUCA